Cylicocyclus nassatus is the source of this 345-nucleotide messenger RNA. The record is from the annotation of a GenBank genome assembly. Lineage: Eukaryota; Metazoa; Nematoda; Chromadorea; Rhabditida; Strongylidae.
AUGAAGCGUCACAAAGCGAAAGUGCGAAGACGAGAAACAGAAGGAAAUCCUUUGCUAACCAUAAACACCUCUUCUUUAGAGCUAGCACAUGAAAGCCAGAUUUGUCCGAGGAAUCACGAUUGGCUCAAACUGGUCCUAAUCGCCGUACUAGCUGCUGUUCCUUACAUUCCUUCCCUUGAUGGCGAGUUUGUCUUCGAUGACUCGGCCACCAUCAUCAACAACCCGGUAGUUACCGGAAAAACUCCUCUAAAGCAGGUAUUUACCACCGACUACUGGGGAUAUUCUAUUGCGUCACCACAAAGCCACAAAAGUUACAGACCACUGACGACGCUGACCUUUUGGUAA